ACUUAUGGAGUUCUCUGGUUAUCAUCAAAAAGAAAAAGCCGUUAAUAUUUCCUGUCUAUCAUCACCUCAAAUUCUCUCUUUCUCUCUCCUCUACUUCACUUCUUUCCAACCUCACCAAAAACCAAAAACCACCACAACAACAACACUGAAAUUUUCUCAAUUCUAGGGCAAAAUCAUGAACAAUUUCAUCCCUCAAGCGACAACUACAUCAUCGGCGACGUCGCGAACUUCGCCGGGAACUUCCGCCGGAGGAUCACCGGCGAGCGCUUUAUCUUUCAUAUCGAAAGGUUGGAGAGAAGUGAGAGAUUCUGCCGACGCUGAUCUCCGAUUGAUGAGAGAUAGAGCGAAUUCAUUCAAGAAUUUAGCGUCUUCAUUUGAUAGAGAGUUGGAGAAUUUCAUCAAUUCAGCUUCUUCGUUUUCUGUACCUCCGAGAAAUUCAUCGUCGUCGGCGAAUUCUCCGGCGGAAAUCGACUUUGUUAAGCGGUUGCAGCCGAAGUUGUCGGAGUUUCGGAGGGCGUAUUCGUCGCCGGAUUUCAGUCGGAAGGUUCUGGAGAAGUGGAGUCGUCCAACGAGGCCGAGUAUUCGUAUUGAUUUAUCGGCGAUUAGGAAUGCGAUUGUGGAUGAGGUUGAUGUUGAGAGAGGGGAAAGAGUGAGGGUUGGGAGUAGUGGAAGGAGUAAUGUUAGGUUUAGGGAUUUUAGGUGGGAUUGGAAAACAGAAGAAGGGGAAGGUGAUGAUUGGGAACCAAUUAAGGCUUUAAAGACUAAAUUGAAAGAUUUUGAAGUGAAGAAAUCUCCUGAUGAGAUUUUUGGCGCGUGGAAAAAUAGUGAGCUUGUGGAGAAACUCAAGUCUAGCUUGAAAGCAUUUAGGUGGGAGUCCCAGGAUACAAAGGAAGUACCACCAUUAGAUGUACCUGAACUCCUGGCAUAUUUUGUGAGGCAAUCUGAACCCUUUUUGGAUCAACUUGGUGUUAGAAAAGAUUUAUGUGACAAGAUAGUUGAUAAUUUGUGUAGUAAACGUAAGAACCAACUUCUCCUGCAUUCUGUCUCUGGUGGGGAAACUUCUGUGAUCGAGGGUGACAAUAUCAAUGAUGAACUAGAUUUAAGGAUAGCCAGUGUCCUUCAGAGUACUGGACAUCACUAUGAUGGUGGCUUUUGGUCUGACCUUGUGAAGCAUAACCCAUCCGACAGGAAAAGACAUGUUGCCAUUGUCACUACUGCUAGCCUUCCUUGGAUGACGGGAACAGCAGUAAAUCCAUUGUUUCGUGCAGCCUAUUUAGCUAAAUCGGCAAAGCAGACAGUAACUCUUCUGGUUCCGUGGCUUUGCAAGGGUGACCAAGAACUAGUUUAUCCGAACAAGCUCACGUUCAAUUCGCCAGAAGAACAGGAGGUUUAUAUACGAAACUGGCUGGAGGAAAGGAUUGGUUUCAAGGCUGAUUUCAAAAUAUCUUUUUACCCUGGAAAGUUCUCAAAGGAGAGGCGAAGCAUACUUCCAACUGGUGAUACUUCUCAAUUCAUCUCUUCAAAGGAAGCUGACAUUGCUAUCCUUGAAGAACCAGAGCAUUUGAACUGGUAUCAUCAUGGUAAACGGUGGACUGAUAAAUUCAAUCAUGUUGUUGGUGUGGUACAUACUAAUUAUCUGGAAUAUAUAAAGAGAGAGAAGAAUGGGGCUAUACAGGCUUUCUUUGUCAAGCAUGUCAAUAAUAUUGUGGCCAGAGCUCAUUGUCACAAGGUUCUUCGGCUUUCAGCUGCCACUCAGGAUCUGCCCAAAUCUAUUAUAUGUAAUGUACAUGGUGUUAAUCCAAAAUUCCUAGAAAUUGGAGAUAAGCUGGCCUCUGAAAGGGCUGCAGGUCAGGAAGCCUUUUCCAAAGGCGCAUAUUUCUUGGGCAAGAUGGUCUGGGCAAAGGGGUAUCAAGAACUAAUAGAUCUGAUGUCAAAGCACAAGAGUGAGCUCAGCUGCCUUAAACUGGAUGUCUUUGGUAAUGGGGAGGAUUCACAUGAUGUCCAGAGUACAGCCCAAAAAUUGAAUCUCAACCUUAAUUUCCAAAAGGGAAGAGACCAUGCUGAUGAUUCUCUCCAUGGAUACAAAGUUUUCAUAAACCCUAGUAUCAGCGACGUGCUAUGUACAGCCACUGCUGAAGCACUCGCAAUGGGGAAGUUUGUAGUUUGCGCAGACCAUCCAUCAAAUGAGUUCUUCAGGUCAUUCCCUAAUUGUUUAACAUACAAGACCUCCGAGGACUUUGUUACCAAGGUGAAGGAAGCCUUAGCCAAGGAACCUGAGCCACUUACCCCCGAGCAAAGAUACAAACUUUCAUGGGAAGCAGCAACUGAGAGGUUUAUGGAAUAUUCUGAUCUUGAAAACAUCCUGAAAAUGGAUGAAAACAAUCUUAAAUCCAACAAAAAUACCGUGACAAAAUCAGUAUCAAUGCCCAAUUUGUCUAGUAUGGUUGAUGGAGGAUUGGCAUUGGCUCACUACUGUUUCACUGGGAGCGAGCUGUUAAGGCUUGCAACUGGAGCAAUACCAGGCUCUCGGAAUUAUGAUAAACAGCAUAGCAAGGACCUGAAUCUUUUGCCUCCACAGGUAGAGGAUCCUAUUUAUCAUUGGUGAAGAAUUUCUUUAGGAAGCAGUACUAAUAUCUUGUGCAUACUUGUAUAGUAGGUUAUUUUUAUUAUAGUACAUAGAGCUCUUCCUAUGGCUUGUGGGUGGUGUGCUAUAUUUAAUUACGGGUAACCAUCCAUGAAAUUUCUGCUUUAGUUAUGCUAUGUAGUAUAGGAAUCUGAUUGUAGAUCUAUUUUUUUACUGUGCUGUAAGAAUUUUGAUUGUGAAAAUAUGAUCAAAAUUCCGAGCUUGUAGCCUUUAGUUUA
Beta vulgaris subsp. vulgaris (sugar beet) is the source of this 2862-nucleotide messenger RNA. Its product is annotated as digalactosyldiacylglycerol synthase 1, chloroplastic. Lineage: Eukaryota; Viridiplantae; Streptophyta; Magnoliopsida; Caryophyllales; Amaranthaceae. Gene Ontology annotation, biological process: galactolipid biosynthetic process. The record is from RefSeq and is a predicted model, not a curated record. Bases 176 to 2605 code for a protein of 809 amino acids. Gene Ontology annotation, molecular function: digalactosyldiacylglycerol synthase activity. The transcript is spliced from 7 exons. Gene Ontology annotation, cellular component: chloroplast outer membrane.